UUCUCUCUCUCUCUCUCUCUCUCUCUCCUCUCUCUCUCUCUCUCAUCAAAAGGAUGACAGGCGAGAUUUCAACGAUAAUCUUGACCGUUCAUCAUCUGGAGUGCCAUCGCUGUUUCAAGAAGAUAAAGAAUGUUAUCUGCAAACUCCAAGAUAAAGUGCCCAUCGAGAAAGUAGCAUACGAUGAGAAGAAUAGAACAGUGACGAUUUCUGGGCCGUUCGAUCCAAUCUGUGUAAAGAAGAAGCUCUGUUGCAAGGCCCGCAAACUUAUCGUCGAUAUCUCGAUACCGCAGGACAAUAAACCGGAUGGGGAUGGGGGGAACAAACCGGGCGAGAAUAAGCCGCCUUCGCCCGAACCGGAAAAGAAGUGUCAACCGGUUUACUUGCCGAUACUGCCGGUCGGGCUCACUGGCGGUCCGACGUUACCGGUAUGCUGUGGCCGACGGUGCUAUGGGUGGUGUAAUGACAGCUGUCGGUGCUGCUAUUACGGGUGUUGGAUGGUGUGUCCUCCGUCACUGCCGGCUGUCGGUAAGCCGGUCACAUAUCAGUUCUCUUGUGAUUAUGAACAGGUUCCUAACCCGUGCAGUGUUAUGUAAUAAGUUGUUUAUGAGCAUUUUUAGAAAAACAAAAUUUUUCUUGAUGGUGUAACUUAUUUGAUAAUUUGGGCUAAU
Molecule: messenger RNA, 668 nt
Organism: Phalaenopsis equestris
Lineage: Eukaryota; Viridiplantae; Streptophyta; Magnoliopsida; Asparagales; Orchidaceae
Product: protein PYRICULARIA ORYZAE RESISTANCE 21-like
Exons: 3
Coding region: 54-593 (179 amino acids)
Biological process (GO): regulation of defense response to fungus
Molecular function (GO): metal ion binding
Source: RefSeq, a predicted model, not a curated record